Limulus polyphemus (Atlantic horseshoe crab) is the source of this 1146-nucleotide messenger RNA. RefSeq names its product RNA-binding protein MEX3B-like. Lineage: Eukaryota; Metazoa; Arthropoda; Merostomata; Xiphosura; Limulidae. The record is from RefSeq and is a predicted model, not a curated record. The coding region runs from base 1 to 1146 and encodes 381 amino acids. The transcript is spliced from 2 exons. Gene Ontology annotation, molecular function: RNA binding.
AUGCAAGAUAAAAGCGCUUCGGUCACAGGGCGAAAAGAAGAUGUUUCUGCUGCUAAGAGGGAGAUAGUAUCGGCAGCUGAACAUUUCAGUCAAAUCCGAGCCCAACGUAAAAACAACCAGAAUGGAGCUUUAGCUCCAGGUCCUAAUUCCAACAUUCCGGGACAGGCAACGAUCCAGGUCAGAGUGCCCUACAGGGUGGUUGGAUUGGUGGUGGGGCCUAAGGGUGCUACCAUUAAACGCAUACAACAACAGACCAACACUUACAUUGUGACACCCAGUCGUGACAAGGAACCCGUAUUUGAAGUUACCGGACUACCAGAGAAUAUAGAGAGUGCUCAAAAGGAAAUUGAAGCACACAUUGUUGUACGCACUGGUGCUAUGCUUGACUCUAAUGACGAGAAUUAUUCGAAAUCCAAUGGAUUGGACCAGAGGUACACUGGGAACCUUAACUUAACCAACGGCUUUGUUACAUCUAUGUUUAAGUCGGAUCUUGAUGGGUUUGUUUCACAUUUACGAGACAACAAAAAUUUGCUCACGCAAACCUCUCAAGAUAAUAUUUUCUCAUUGUCUUCAAACGGUUCAGUUAAACUCUCAGACUUUUGUCCUUUUACGGGCGGCUUUACCAAUGGUUUUGGUUUUUACGACACGGAUGAGGGUUUAGGUGACUCUCCAACAUUUGACCCAACAGUCAUUCCAACACCAACAACUUGGCCGGAUGGAAGUUUAUAUCCCAGCUCUAACUUGUCUCGACGAAGUGAAAGUUAUGGUAGUGAAGGCACGGCUUUAAUACAAGCCAUCACCGAUGGUCUUCUCAUUGACCAUCCUCCAGCUAGACGGAUUCAAAGUGAUCCCUUGCCCUCUUUCACAUCACUACCAAACGUUACGACCAACAUGUCUACAAAUAGACCAUUCGUCAACAGCAGUGGCAGUCUGGCAAGCAGUCCCACCGACUCGCUGGGGUCCAUUGGAAAGAACUGUCGGCGAGAAUGUAUUGUCUGCUUUGAAAGUGAUGUGGUGGCUGCUUUGGUUCCUUGUGGUCAUAACUUGUUUUGUUUGGAAUGUGCAAGUCGGAUCUGUGAGAAGUCGGAGGCAGCAUGUCCAAUAUGUCACCAGCACGUGUCCCAGGCAAUCCGCAUUUACUCUUAA